Molecule: messenger RNA, 2352 nt
Organism: Penicillium verhagenii
Lineage: Eukaryota; Fungi; Ascomycota; Eurotiomycetes; Eurotiales; Aspergillaceae
Product: COG1/VPS51 family protein
Exons: 3
Coding region: 1-2352 (783 amino acids)
Biological process (GO): intra-Golgi vesicle-mediated transport
Cellular component (GO): COG complex; Golgi apparatus
Source: RefSeq, a predicted model, not a curated record
AUGGCACCGGAGGCUCCAGACCCCCAGAGCCUCAAGUCAUGGGCUGACGCCUUCCAAUAUCCGAUCCCGACGGUUCGCCGGGUGGAGCAGGAACUGCGCCGGGAUAUCGCCAGCAAUAAGGAGAAGCUCCGAGCUCUCGUGGGUACACGGUAUCGAGAACUUGUUGGAACAGCCGAAACCAUUGUGACUAUGAAUACGGAGAUACAAGAGGUCGAAACGAUUUUGGCCGAUCUUGGACGUCGAUGCAACCCCCGAUUGAUGGAGAAGAAGCAUAUCUAUGCCCGGCAAAUGAAGAGCGACACAGCUGAUAAAGAUACGGACAAGCAUCAAUUUGGGGCGCAAUUGGCUCUCCUUCACCGUUGCACAACAUCUAUCUCACGACUCCUCCGGAAACGAGCCUCGCUACUGCUUGUCGCUAAAAUUCUUGUCGUUUCCCGGGUACUACAAAGUACUCUUUCGAAGCACGAAUCGACACCGCCGUUCUUCGAUGAUCUACGCAACCAACUUGCGUCUCUCCACCACACCCUCUUAAAACGGAUCAAUAAACGACUUGCAUCCACAAAGGCCACGGAGGAAACAAUCAUAGAAGCAUUGGCCGCUCACUGCAUCGCUACCAGCUCUUCUUCCGACGACGCCAUCCACCAUUUCCAACAGACGCGCUUAGACGUGAUUACCAGUCAGCUAGAUUUGUCGCGCGAAAAUAUCCCGAAGGCCCUGGGUCUCUUCAUCCGUACACUACAAACAUCGAAAACCUUGCGAUCACGACAAUUCCCUGAUGUGCUGUCUAAGCUUAAGGCUAGACCGAUUCUGUCAGAUCCAGAGAUCCGCGGCUUAGAAGGGUUGGAAAUCGAAGUGCUAGGUCGUUGGGCAGCUCCGGAGGUCAAUAACUUCACUCCCUGGAUUACGAUGAGCGAGUUGAGCCGAAGUGAAGGCGUGGAAUCGAUCAAAAAAUGGUCCCUACAAGCUUUUGGACGAUUCUCCGAAUGCUGCGACAAAAGCCUGGCGCACAGUAACGACUUCUCUGAACUGCUAUCGUUACGCGCUGAAACCCUUGAACUUUGGCUAUCCUCCUGGGGCUCAACAGUCACACAUAGGUCCGUCGAUGUACUGGAACGUCUGCGCAACAUCUUUAACGAACACCUCAAACGAGUCCUGACAUCGCAAGUCCAAACCAUUGAUGACAUCAGAACUCAAAUUUCAUCCACUGUUUCCAGCUGGGAUGCAGCAGAACAUGUUCCUAUUGGAUCUCUUUGGGGCUCUGAUUUGAUAUCCUCGGAUUACUCAAACGGCGCAGCUGUAUUCAAACAGGUUGUGUCAGACCGACUCCUCGGGCGGGAUGACGAUGUCUCUGCUGUCCUGAAAAAAUACCAAAUAUGGCUUUCAAAUAUCGAAGAAAGAAAUGAAUCCAUAGCCUCCCUACGGCGCCUGAAAUGGACUGAUAUUCUCGUUGGCGGAGAGAUAGAAGAUGAAGAUAUCGAUAUCACGCCCCGUCUCAACGACGAAGACCCCAAAGUCUUGUCCGAUGCUCUUCAUGUAGCUGUCAGACAAGCUUUGGACACGCUCCAAAUAUCGUUUACCGACGCCUUCAAGGCCUUCGGAAGCACCCAGCAAAGCGCAAAAGCCACGUUCCUUCUUCGACUUAUUCGACUUGUACGCCGAGAGAUUCCUACUGGCUUUGUCACCAACGAUUUCCUGUUUUCUAGUGGUGUUGUACCAGACCUACAAAAACUGCUUGCGGCUGAUAUUGUUACACAAAUUGGGUCAUUAUCUCUUGUGCCUUUGUCAAGGACACUACCCGAUUCUGAUAAAUUGAAACCUGUGCCUGGUCGUUCAUUAUGGGAAGGUGAACCUGCUGUACCGAUACAGCCGUCUCCUAGUGCAUUCAAGUUUUUGCGCCACCUCACUGCCACUAUGGAUGAGAACGGAUCUGAUUUGUGGGAUCCAUCAACUGUGAAGGUUCUGAAGGCUGAGCUGCAGAAGCGGUUAGAGAUUUCUAUUGAGUCUACGCUUGAGGACAUGGGAACAUGGAACACCCAAAAGAGCCUUCCGAUUACCACCGAAAAGAGCGAGGAAACCCCCGACGGCGAUGCCAAAGAAGAUGAGUCGGCGGAUCACAAAACCGACGAUGAUAAAUCUCACAAUAAUACCCUUCUCGACUGGAAAAUCCAACUCCUUUUCGAUGCUAUCUACCUAGCAAACAUGCUAGGUGGCCCGACCCAGCUGGCUGGUGUUGCGGAAAGUAUUCAAAAGAGUGCGGAGCCAAGUAUCGACGCUGUCAAGAUAAUCCAGAAGGGUGCAGCUGAGUACUGGAAACGGACGGAGCUGCUCUUCGGUCUGUUGGCCGAUCGGUAG